AUGUUGCUGACCGAGUACGACAUUACUUAUGUCACUAGGAAAGCCAUCAAGCGUAGUAUCAUUGCGGAAUACCUGACAAAGAGGGCAAUGGAGGACUACCAACCUAUAGAGUUCGAGUUCCCAGACCAAGACAUUGACUCCAUAACCCAAGAAGUAGAAGACCUUGAAAAAUGGAUGAUGUUGUUUGACAGGGGAGUCAAUGUUUGGGGACACGGAAUAGGAGCUAUGCUCAUAUCACCGGAAGGGAAACAUUAUCCUGUGGUAGCCAAGCUCGUCUUUCCUUGCACUAACAACAUAGCAGAAUACGAGGCUUGUAUGCAGGGAUUGCAGGUUGCUAUGGAUCGGGGUAUCAAGAGAUUAAUGGUAAGAGGAGACUCAGCCUUGGUCAUUCACCAGCUGAUCGAGGAAUGGGAGACUCGCGAUGCCAAACUGGUACCGUAUCGAGAGUACAUCCAAGAGAUGACCGAAGGAUUUGAUAGUAUUAGUUUCUUCCAUAUGCCGAGUGAGAACAAUGUGAUUCCUGAUGCAUUAGCUACACUAGAAUCUUUGUUCAAGGUAGAAGAAGGGGUGGAGAUUGAACCUAUUUAG
Malania oleifera is the source of this 588-nucleotide messenger RNA. RefSeq lists its product as uncharacterized. The record is from RefSeq and is a predicted model, not a curated record. NCBI's taxonomy places the organism in Eukaryota, Viridiplantae, Streptophyta, Magnoliopsida, Santalales, Ximeniaceae. The coding region runs from base 1 to 588 and encodes 195 amino acids. Gene Ontology annotation, molecular function: nucleic acid binding; RNA-DNA hybrid ribonuclease activity. The transcript has a single exon.